Molecule: messenger RNA, 1288 nt
Organism: Pelmatolapia mariae (spotted tilapia)
Lineage: Eukaryota; Metazoa; Chordata; Actinopteri; Cichliformes; Cichlidae
Gene: nutf2
Product: nuclear transport factor 2
Exons: 5
Coding region: 149-532 (127 amino acids)
Biological process (GO): protein import into nucleus
Cellular component (GO): nuclear pore central transport channel
Molecular function (GO): nuclear import signal receptor activity
Source: RefSeq, a predicted model, not a curated record
ACAAGCCUGAAGCGGUAUAAGUUGUUAAAUCGGUUGCUAUUGGCCGGUUUGGGGCUAACGGUGGACACGCCUAUGUAGAGUAGCUGCUUCGGUGUUCCAGAGCUGUGCGCGCGGGCCCGCAAGAGUGUGAGUUGCAGGGUGAUUCAGGAUGGUGGACCAGCCUUUGUGGGAGCAGAUAGGAUCCAGCUUUGUGCAACACUACUAUCAGAUGUUUGACUCUGACAGAUCACAACUGGGAUCUAUAUAUAUCGAUGCAUCAUGCCUUACGUGGGAAGGACAGCAGUACCAGGGGAAAAGAGCAAUUGUCGAGAAACUCGCUAGUCUCCCAUUUCAAAAAAUAGCGCAUAGUAUAACGGCGCAGGACCAUCAGCCAACUCCAGACAGCUGCAUCUUGAGUAUGGUUGUAGGACAGCUUAAAGCAGAUGAAGACCCCAUUAUGGGUUUCCAUCAGAGUUUCAUCCUGAAGAACAUUAACGAUGCAUGGGUGUGCACCAAUGACAUGUUCAGGCUGGCCAUUCACAAUUUCGGUUAACCUGCGUCUCCACUUUGGCGGGCAGGGGCAGCCAUAGUGAAGGUCACUGUGUGAAGUAUGGAGGGAGGAGAAGAGAGAGCACUCAUCCCUCCCUCCCGGCUGUUUCAUUCACGCCUGUUUUGACAAACAAGCAAACACCAGAUUCUAGAUGUCAAUCACUGAACCUCAUCCAGACGGGUUUUCAGCCCAGCCCAGCCCAGCCUGUAGAACUGCAACGUGUUUCUUUGCUGAGAGCCGGCUGACCAAUCAAACGCCCCUGUCUGCCACUCUGCUGAUCUGCAUGAUGCUGGGAACCCCCUCAUUACAAUACUCAAGCCACCCGAAGGACAAACAGCUGACCGAUGCCAUUAACUCCGCUCUGCUCGCCUCUUUACUCUACUCUAACCCAUUCUACUCUACUGUUGACUCCACUGCUGUCAACUCAGUUCUGUUAGCACUGUUGUUGACUGGUUUGUAGUCCCAUGUUCAGGUUCAAAGAUGGCUUCUUCAGUUUCCGUCUCACAUAUUUGUUUUUAGAUGCCACUUGUGUGUUUACAUUAGCUCGCCUUAGUGUGUUAAAUAGAGUUUUAUCUUCCUUUACACAACUGUUAACUUUGCCAUGAUUCAUUUGCUCAUGGAUGACAAAGGUUGACAUUGCUGUGUUUUGCUCUGACUCCGCUUAUUUUCUCUCUCUCUUCUCUCUCUUUCACACACAUCUGGCAGUUAAACAUGGACUACAGCCACGAUACACAAUAAAACCUGGACUUUUUUUCUUAA